AUGGCUCGCUUCAACCCCUUCCUGGUCAUCUUUGUAUGCUGCGCUACGAUGAUACAAGCCCUGCCUGCUGCAGAAGAUCGCAACGCGACUGCCUCGUCGACCAGUUCUUCGACGGGGGUGCUCUCACCGUCUUCCUCUGCUAUCUCUACGGUGGCAUCCGGUGUGCCCGUGUCGUCCACAGCGGCCGCGCCACCUGAGUGGGAGACCGUUACGCCCGCUUCCUCGGACCCCAACUUGCCAAUCUUUCCUGUCGACGACACGAGCGUUGCCGAUCCCGAACCGACUCGCAACGGGCUUGGGUCGAAUAUCUUGGGGCCAAACAACAUACCUCUGGCUCAGCAGAAUCCCGACUUGCUCGCGCCUCCGACGACAGACCAUGGCGAUGUACCCAACGCCAAGUGGCCGUUCACCCUCUCGUGGAAUCGGCUGCAAACGGGUGGCUGGGCGCGUCAGCAGAAUAUCGAACAGAUGCCCCUUGCCACGGAGCUGGCUGGUGUGAACAUGCGCCUUGAGAAAGGUGCCAUUCGGGAGUUGCACUGGCACACAGCUGCCGAGUGGGCAUACGUGAUCAAAGGAACGACACAGGUCACUGCCGUUGAUACAGAGGGAAGGAACUACCUCGCCAACGUCGGACCUGGUGACCUCUGGUACUUUCCGCCCGGCAUUCCGCAUUCGCUGCAAGCCACGGGUGACGAUCCGGAGGGAAGCGAGUUCCUCCUGGUCUUCGACGACGGAGACUUCAAUGAGGAUGGUACCUUCUUGUUAACGGAUUUUAUGGCGCACAUUCCGAUGGAGGUCCUUUCCAAGAGUUUUCAGCUCCCGAUCUCAGCCUUCGACCAUAUCCCAUCGGAGGAACUGUACAUCUUCCCUGCCGAGGCUCCCGCGGACAAUGCGUCUGCAGUAUCUGAUCCAGCAGGUCAAGUCCCCAACCCGUACUCGUUUGCGAUGUCUCAGCUCCCCGCUACGCCGCUCAGCGGCGGGACCGUCAAGAUCGUCGACUCGACGACAUUUAAGGUCUCUACCGCCAUCGCGGCCGCGGACGUUACGGUUGAGCCGGGAGCCAUCCGGGAGCUGCAUUGGCACCCCACGGAGCCCGAAUGGGCCUUCUUCCUCUCGGGUCAAGCUCGGGUGACGCUCUUCGCGGCCCAGAGCAACUCUCGCACGUACGACUUCCAGGCCGGCGAUAUCGGCUAUGUACCCCCUGCUUACGGUCACUACGUUGAAAACGUUGGUAACGAGACGUUGCACUACCUGGAGAUCUUCAAGACCGAUCGCUACCAGGACAUCAGCCUUACCCAGUGGCUUGCGCUCACUCCGCCCGCCCUCGUGAAGGCACAUCUCGGAUUUGAUGAUGCAACUAUCGCACACCUCAACAAGACGAAGCAGGUCGUCGUCCAGAUCUAA
Molecule: messenger RNA, 1404 nt
Organism: Peniophora sp. CBMAI 1063
Lineage: Eukaryota; Fungi; Basidiomycota; Agaricomycetes; Russulales; Peniophoraceae
Source: the annotation of a GenBank genome assembly